AUGGUAGAAAGACCCAAAAUCAAGUUUAAUAUCAAAAGCAGGAAGUCUGUUGAACCUGACAGAAGAGAAAAGAGUCCUUCAAGAAACGACGUUGACUACAGAGAGAGACAGGUUUCUCCGAAACCCGAUGAGGGGAGUACCGAGAUUGACACACCGAGAGGUAGACCCAGUGAAAAACCCAAGAAUGACCUGGAGUCCGAGGUGGAAGUGGACGAGGCCAUGAUGAAAGUCAUGGGCUUUGGAGGAUUUGGUACCACCAAGAUGAAGAAGGUUGGUGGUACUGAUGUCUCAGGUGCCAAAACUUUCAAGCCAAGUCAAUACCGACAAUAUGUGAAUCGUACGAAAGGCUUCAAUAGACCUUUAUCACCUACCCGAAAGGGAAAAAAGUAA
Messenger RNA from Komagataella phaffii GS115, 390 nucleotides. RefSeq lists its product as hypothetical. The coding region runs from base 1 to 390 and encodes 129 amino acids. Gene Ontology annotation, cellular component: precatalytic spliceosome. Lineage: Eukaryota; Fungi; Ascomycota; Pichiomycetes; Pichiales; Pichiaceae. The record is from RefSeq and is a predicted model, not a curated record. Gene Ontology annotation, biological process: RNA splicing. The transcript has a single exon.